CUGUCUUCCAUCUGCAAUAGUUCAAUUCCCUGACUUCAUAUAGAGCAUUGAGUGGCCCAUGUAGCUUUAUUUUAUUGAGUAGAUGAGUAGAUUUUCAAAUCUCUGUUUUCUUAAAAUAGAUUUUUAAAUGCAUUAUUAAAAUGUAUAAACCUACCCCCUUAUGUAGUAUAAAUAAACCACAACUCCAAGGCAAACAACAAAAGAAGCAUCCCAACGUCCCAAAUUGAGGAGAUGACCAGAGAGAUGAAGACGGUGGCAACAGAGAGAAGAAGACCCGAGAUAAGAAGACCAGAGAGAUGAAGACGAAGAUAUUUUGGAAAAUUCACAAGGGUCAGAUGAAUGAUAUUCACAAUUCUUGUGCGUGGAAGCAACGCCCUCUCUAUCUAAUAGUUUACGACCAACGAUGCAACGUUUUAAUUUGUUCAAGGGUAUUUGGUGCAUUUUUAGUCUGCAGGGGUAAAUCGUGCAAUUUUCGAAGAGUUCAAGGGUAAUCGAUGCACUUUUNACAAUUUUGGGUAAAGAUAUUUUGGAAAAUUCACAAGGGUCAGAUGAAUGAUAUUCACAAUUCUUGUGCGUGGAAGCAACGCCCUCUCUAUCUAAUAGUUUACGACCAACGAUGCAACGUUUUAAUUUGUUCAAGGGUAUUUGGUGCAUUUUUAGUCUGCAGGGGUAAAUCGUGCAAUUUUCGAAGAGUUCAAGGGAUAAAAAAAAUGUGUCCCAAUAUAUCGGUACAAUUACAAAACGGAUCCGGGAUUUUUCGGAAUGGUCCAACAGGAAUGGAUUUCACGCCCACCCCUAGCAAAGAGUUUCUAGAAUUUCAACACCCUGAUUCCUUUGACAUUGUUAAACAGUGUCAUGGGAUGACUCAUGGACCCUCAUUAUCACACCGCCCCAGACAAUGUUUAUUCCUUUCUACUUCAAGGAUAAACUCAGAAGUUCAGCCCCAUGCUAACUUACCACCAAGAGGUUGGAACUCGUAUGAUUCAUUCUCUUGGGUCAUCACGGAGAAACAAUUCAUUCGCAAUGCAGAACUUGUCGCUCAGCGGUUGAAGCCCAAUGGCUAUGAGUAUGUUGUGGUAGAUUAUCUAUGGUAUCGGAAGAAAGUAGAGGGAGCGUACACGAACUCUCUUGGAUUUGAUGUAAUCGAUGAGUGGGGAAGGAUGCAGCCAGACCCUAGUAGAUGGCCUUCCUCUGCAGGUGGGAAAGGAUUUACAGACAUUGCUUCUAAGGUUCAUAGCUUGGGUUUGAAGUUUGGGAUUCAUGUCAUGAGAGGCGUGAGUACCCAGGCAGUCAAUAGUAGUACCCCAAUCUUGAAUGUCCAAACGGGGAAAGCAUAUGAAGAGGCCGGAAGGGAGUGGAAAGCAAGUGAUAUAGGCAUCAAGGAGAGGGCGUGCGCGUGGAUGGAUAAAGGGUUCAUGAGUGUAAAUACCAAAUCUGGAGCUGGAAGAGCAUUUCUCAGGUCACUCUAUCAACAGUAUGCCGAUUGGGGUGUUGAUUUUGUGAAACAUGAUUGUGUUUUUGGCUCUGAUUUGGACUUAGAUGAGAUAACUGUAGUUUCAGAGGUAUUGAAGGAGCUUAAUCGUUCCAUAACGUACUCUCUGUCUCCCGGAGUUCAUGUGACAUCAGCAAUGGCAAAGGAGGUUAGUAGCCUUGUAAACAUGUAUAGAAUAACCGGCGACGACUGGGAUACCUGGCCUGAUGUUGCUUCGCACUUCGACAUUGCAAGGGACAUGGCUGCAGCUAAUUUGAUAGGUACUAAGGGCCUGCAAGGGAAGUCAUGGCCUGACUUAGAUAUGUUACCUUUUGGUUGGCUGACAGAUCCGGGAUCAAACGAAGGUCCACACCGACACAGCAAUCUAACUCAGACCGAACAGAAAACGCAGAUGACAUUGUGGUCCAUGGCGAAAUCUCCCAUCAUGUACGGGGGCGACAUGAGAAGAAUUAGCACCCACACGCUUGCUCUCAUUACCGAUCCUACUCUACUAGAGAUAAACUCGUUUAGCACAUACAAUAAAGAAUAUCCAUACAUAACCGACUCACAUUCUUCUCGACGCGAAAGUAAACAGCGUACUGGCACCUCGCUGGCCCAUGUUUUGGCACUCGGAAACUGCAAAGACGGAAAAUCACAAGGUUGGUCUAGAAAACUUCUCGAGGACCAAAUCUGUUGGAAAGGGAACACAACAAAACAACAACAGGAAGCGCCAUUUUGUUUCAGCAGACACCAGAAAAUGUGGGACGAGAAACAGUUUGAUGGGAAACUGCAUUUGUUGGAAAUGAAGACUACCGAGUCUUGCCUUACGGCAGCUCAUAAUCGGAAGCUUAGUUCUGCAGAAGUUGGCAAAGGUUCAUUCUCAGAAUGCAGAUGGGAAGCCUACCAGAUGUGGGAGUUGAAGAGAAACGGAACCCUUGUAAGCAAUUAUUCCGGUCUCUGCGCUUCAUUUGAUUCGGUUAGAGCUACUCCCGUAGGAAGUCGUUCUUGGAUUGCGAGCGGAAGGCAAGGAGAAAUCUACGUCGCGUUUUUCAAUCUGAAAGAAGCGUUGUCCGAAAUCUCAACGACAACAUCGGAUAUAGCCAAGGCGCUCCCCGAAAGAAACUUGAGCCACACACUUACAUGCUCAGGAAGAGAAUUAUGGACCGGAAAAAACAUCGGGCCCGGAAAGGUAUUGUCCAUGGCUAUAAGAGCACAUGGGUCUGCUUUGUUCAUACUCAACUGCAAAUGAUGGUGAUCAAGAAUAAGAAUGAAUGAAAGAUCAAUCCUGCCAUGAGAUGUUUCUGCCUACAAGUUUUGAGUUUCCACUAGAAAAUAAAAUCAGGGGGAAGAAUUCUAUGGGAAAUGUUUUGUAUGGAAAAAAUAAAAAUCGAAUACAUGCGAAAAUCGCGUAAAAUAUUGGGUUAUCUCAGGAUAUGUUUUGAAGUUGGAACCAGAAAAUGGCAGGGAAAUAAAACAUUGGAGUAGGAAAGAAAAAUGGGAAGAAAAUAAAACUUUGGAGUUAUA
Cuscuta campestris is the source of this 2995-nucleotide messenger RNA. Lineage: Eukaryota; Viridiplantae; Streptophyta; Magnoliopsida; Solanales; Convolvulaceae. The record is from the annotation of a GenBank genome assembly.